This is a messenger RNA of Closterium sp. NIES-65, 369 nucleotides long. NCBI's taxonomy places the organism in Eukaryota, Viridiplantae, Streptophyta, Zygnematophyceae, Desmidiales, Closteriaceae. The record is from the annotation of a GenBank genome assembly.
AUGAGGAUGUUUCAGCUGUCUCGUGCUGUCAUCCCAGGGGGCUACACACCGCUGGUGCAGCCUCUGGAUGUGGCGGUGAACCGCGCAUUCAAGUGUGGUGUGCGUCAUCGCUAUAGUGUCUGUUUUGAAGAAGAGGGAAUCAACCUCACCACCAAGGCUGUCCCCAUGCCGGUCGAGGAGCUGCAGGCGGCGGCACAGGAGGAUGACGCCACAGAGGAGGACGUGGAGGCGGCGGUGGCAAAGGAAGAGGGGGUCAUGCUUGAUGAAGGCGGGGAGGCAGAAGAACCCAACGAUGACGAGUGGUGGCGCCCUGGCCGCUAUGACGGGGAAGAGUGUGACGAGUGGCAUGCAGGGGACGAGUUUGAGUAA